Molecule: messenger RNA, 4078 nt
Organism: Ornithorhynchus anatinus (platypus)
Lineage: Eukaryota; Metazoa; Chordata; Mammalia; Monotremata; Ornithorhynchidae
Gene: KIF3B
Product: kinesin family member 3B
Exons: 8
Coding region: 31-2277 (748 amino acids)
Biological process (GO): microtubule-based movement
Molecular function (GO): microtubule motor activity; microtubule binding; ATP binding
Source: RefSeq, a predicted model, not a curated record
CCGGGCCCCCGCGCGGGGGGCUCCCGCGGCAUGUCUAAGGCGAAGAGCUCGGAGGCCGUGAAGGUGGUGGUCCGCUGCCGGCCGGCCUCCAGCAAGGAGCGGGCCGCCGGCCACGCCCAGGUGGUGGCCGUGGACUCCAAGCUGGGGCAGGUUUCGGUGCGGAGCCCCCGGGCCCCCCACGAGGCCCCCAAGACCUUCACCUUCGACGCGGUCUACGACUGGACGGCCAAGCAGCUGGACCUCUACGACGAGGCCUUCCGGCCGCUGGUGGACUCGGUCCUCGGGGGCUUCAACGGCACCAUCUUCGCCUACGGGCAGACGGGCACGGGGAAGACGUACACCAUGGAGGGGGUCCGCGGGGACCCCGAGCGGCGCGGGGUGAUCCCCAACUCCUUCGAGCACAUCUUCACCCACAUCUCGCGGUCGCAGAACCAGCAGUACCUGGUCCGGGCCUCCUACCUGGAGAUCUACCGGGAGGAGAUCCGCGACCUGCUGGGGAAGGACCAGGCCCGGCGGCUGGAGCUGAAGGAGAGGCCGGACACCGGGGUCUUCGUCCGGGACCUGUCGUCCUUCGUCACCAAGAGCGUGCGGGAGAUCGAGCACGUCAUGCAGGUGGGCAACCGCAACCGCUCGGUGGGGGCCACGCACAUGAACGAGCACAGCUCCCGCUCCCACGCCAUCUUCGUCAUCACCGUGGAGUGCAGCGAGACCGGGCCGGACGGCGAGAACCACAUCCGCGUGGGCAAGCUCAACCUGGUGGACCUGGCCGGCAGCGAGCGGCAGGCCAAGACCGGGGCCCGCGGCGAGCAGCUCAAGGAGGCCACCAAGAUCAACCUGUCGCUGUCGGCCCUGGGCAACGUCAUCUCGGCCCUGGUGGACGGGCGGACCACCCACGUGCCCUACCGCGACUCCAAGCUCACCCGCCUGCUGCAGGACUCGCUCGGCGGCAACGCCAAGACCGUCAUGGUGGCCAACGUGGGGCCCGCCUCCUACAACGUGGAGGAGACCCUCACCACCCUGCGUUACGCCAACCGGGCCAAGAACAUCAAGAACAAGCCCCGCGUCAACGAGGACCCCAAGGACGCCCUCCUCCGCGAGUUCCAGGAGGAGAUCGCCCGCCUCAAGGCCCAGCUGGAGCGGAGGUCCGUGGGCAAGCGGGAGAGGAGGGCCAGGAGGGGCGGCGAGGAGGGCGACCCCGACGGGGACGACGAGGACGACGACGAGGAGGAGGACGGCGCCGGCGGGGCGGGCCGGGACGCCGAGGAGUACUGGAGGGCCCAGCGGGAGAAGCUCGAGGCCGAGAGGAAGGCCAUAGCCGGGGACCACAGCCUGGUCGCCGAGGACCGGAUGAGGCUCCUGAAGGAGAAGGAGAAGAAGGCCGAGGACCUGCAGAGGGAGAAGGACGCGGCCGAGAUGCUGGGGGCCAAGAUCAAGGCGAUGGAGAGCAAACUUCUGGUCGGCGGGAAGAACAUCAUCGACCACACCAACGAGCAGCAGAAAGUCCUGGAGCAGAAGCGGCAGGAGAUCGCCGAGCAGAAACGCCGGGAGCGGGAAAUCCAGCAGCAGGUUGAGAUCCGGGACGAGGAGACCCUGGAGCUGAGGGAGACCUACAGCUCUCUGCAGCAGGAGGUGGACAUCAAGACCAAAAAGCUCAAAAAGCUGUUUUCGAAGCUGCAGGCGGUGAAGGUAGAAAUCCACGACCUGCAAGAGGCGCACAUCAAAGAGCGACAGGAACUCGAGCAGACGCAAAACGAGCUCACCCGGGAGCUCAAGCUCAAGCAUCUCAUCAUAGAGAACUUCAUUCCCCUGGAAGAGAAAUCCAAGAUCAUGAACAGAUCCUACUUCGACGAAGAGGAAGACCAGUGGAAAUUGCAUCCCAUCACCCGGCUGGACAACCAGCAGAUGAUGAGGCGGCCCGUGUCCGCCGUGGGAUCCAAGCGGCCUCUCAGCCAACACGCCAAGACGUCCAUGAUGACGUGUGCCGAGGCCCGGUACCGGGCGGAGAACAUCGUGCUGCUGGAGCUGGACAUGCCGAGCCGGACCACCCGCGACUACGAAGGGCCCACCGUCUCCCCCAAAGUCCAGGCGGCCCUGGAGGCCGCCCUGCAGGAGGAGGGCGAGAUCCAAGUGGACGCCUCCGGCCUGGCCGGCUCCCUCACCAAGAAGCCCAAGGCCCGGCCGAAGAUGGUCCGGAAGCCCGCGGCCUCCUCGCUCUCCUCGGGAACGUCCGCCGGAUCUCUGCUCUACCCGCAAUCCCGGGGCCUGGUACCCAAAUAGAGCCGGGACCCCUCCCUCCCCGCCCCCCGCCUCCUCGGCCCCUCCGCGUCGCCGACCGACGGACCCGGGCCCCCUCCCCGCCCCCCCAACCCGCCUUCAGCCGGAAGGGCGUCUGGAGGCCGUCCUCCCUCCCCUCACCGCCCCGGCCAUCUUAGCCAGAGACCCGGAGCGGCCGGGGAAAGUCCGGGGUCCCCCCCGUCCCCAUCCCCUCCGUCCCCCUCCCGUUCCUGGCUGUCGGUGGGGGCGGCCGGGGAGGGCGGCGGUGGGGACGCGGGCCGACGGACCCUCCCCCAAAGCCCCGGGGCUCGAGGCGGACGUCCCCGAUAAAGGCGCCCGUGGCCCGGCGGGACGGGGAGUGAAUCGUGGGGUCGGAUGUGGGCCCGAUCCGACGGUCCUCUGGUGGUUCUCGGUCCGGACCGGCGGGAAGAUCCGGGCUGGAACCGGGUGCGGGGGGAGGCCCCGGGGUCACCGGGUCGCGGAUGGGCGACGGGCCUCUCGUCAGGAAGCCCCUCGGACGCCAUCCGCCCUCGUGGGCCGUCAGAGGGGAGCGAGGCGCUAACGCCCCCUCCCCCAACCCCGCGCCGGCCCUCAACUUCACGCUGCGUCCCCUCCCCCCGGCCCCCCGCCUGGUCACCCCCUCUCCCGCCACCCCUCCGGGGGCUGGGGGAGCCGAAGGGUCUGGUCCUCCUCCUCCUCCUCCUCCUCCCCGCCCUCCGGUGGCGCGGAAGCGAUGAGAGCCGAAGGGAGGCGGCGGGGCCGCGGUUCGAGGGUGAUGCCGUUUCGGGGGGGACGUCUGGAGGGGGGCGGGCCGGUUCGCGCCCCUUCCCCAACCGUCCCUCCCAGAAGCAGGCCCCGUCGAGACCCCCGAGGCCGAGGAAAACCAGGCCGGGGAACGGACGCGGCCAAGCUCCUGCCGGGGAGCCAGGUUUCACGGGCCGGUGGGUUUUGCGGGGGGCCGGUGGCGGGGACCGACCCCGGGGGAGAAGGGAAGCGCCCACGCCCACCCCCGGCCGUUCCGCUAGUAGUUCCGUUGGUAAGUUUCAGUUGGAUGUGGAUUGAGAUUUCUCGGUUUUAAAUUCCCCGGGCCGGUUCACGACGUCGCCCGUCUCCCGCCACCGCCCCCGGCGGGUGAGCGCGGCGUGCGGGGCGGCGUGCCAACCGGCGGGCAUCGGUCUGGCCUCGAGGUCCGCGGCGGGCGCCUCGUGUCCCAGUGAGACGUCCCUUCGGCGACGCCCUCCGGGCCCCGGGAGGACCGUCGUCGACGGAAGACCCCCCCCGCCGCCGGCCCAUGCCCGCUGAGGGGACCCGGCUCUCUCUCCGGCUUCUGGCCCGACCCCCGGCCCCGGGGGAGCGGGCGGAGACGCGGAGAGUUUCCUCCUCCACCGUCGAGUCGCGCGGGCCGCCGCUUCUAACACCGUGCUUUGCGGCAGGUCCUGCCUUCCCCUCUCUUCUCCCCGGGGGAAGCGACACCCCCAGUUUCCGGCCUCCCGGAGGCGGGAAUCUCGCGGAGCACGUGCGGGACGGGGAGGGGGUGGGAGAAACCUAAGACCCCCCCCCCCCCCCCUCAGGUCCCACCCCGCCCUGUGGGACACCCGGGGGGUCCGGGGACACCCGGGGACGAGGAGGAAGCGGGGAGACGGACGGAAGAGAGACCGAGCGUCGAUCCUCUCCCGCCUCGGGCCUCGACCCGCCCUCCCUCCCCGCCCCUCCGUCCAUCUCGACCGGGACGCGGGCCGGGACCCAGAUCCGAGCCCUGACGUCAGGAAUCCCGGGAAUAAAAGCACUUUCUAGAAAUCUCAAA